UUUUGCUCCUCGACGGGACACCGGCCUGGGUCCCUGGGCCUCCCAAACGGGGAGAUCCCCGCACCUGGGCCGGAGGUGAGGCGGAAGCCGGCGAGUCAUUCGGACUGCGGGAAUUCGGACCCUCCCCUCAACGCCCUGCGCAAUGUGGAUGCGAACACCUCCCGGGACGGCCAAGCCUCAAGCAGCCUCCUUCCGGGCCCAGGGAACUGCAGGGCCACGCGGCUACUGUGGUGCAUUCUCUCCACGAAGCGCCCAUCUGGAAAGCGAAGUCUCUCCAAUCAGCGAGGUUCAAGGAGCGGAUUUACACCAGACUUCUGCUGCCCGAAAGCAUCGUGUCCCGUGGAGCCUCAUUCAGGAGCUUUAUACAAGCAUUCCCAAAGGUCUCUCUGGUGGAAAUGGAAAUGAUGUCCUCAGUGACAUUCCCGUUGUUUGAAGGUGACAAAGAGAUUGACCAAUUAUGGAAUGAGAACUAUACCCAGACAUGCCGACAUCCCCCAAGGAAGAACGCCUCUCAAAGUGCAGCACCUUUCUGCCCUCUGGAACUGCUAAUGGCACCUCCAGAUCAGGCACAUGGGUCCGUGCCUUCCUCCGGACUCAUAAGCAUUGCUAGAAACAAAGAUGAAGGUGAUGGAGUGGAAGAGACAGAGGCGGAAGGAAAGGAAAGCAAUGCGGCUGAGACGAACAGGAUGGUGGUCCACAAAACCUCCCGGAAUCAUCCUGUGAGCAAGUCCAUCAUGGAAACCUUGUGGGCAACAUUUAAAGUGAAACAUCGGGUUAGGACCCCUGAAGCAGUAAGACUGGCUGGAGAUUUGGCUAUCUCUGUUCUACAGGUUAAAGCUUGGUUCAGGAGCACCAGACGAAAACACCGGAAAAUGGCCAAGGGCCAGAGGAGGGUGACAAAGUCUAAAAUGCAAUCUGUUCUUAGGAUGAAGUCUUCCGUGAUCUGCUACAUGUGCUGCGCUUAAAACAGACUGGGAAGAGCAGUCACUUCUACCUCUCCAGCCUUGUGCCCUGACACCAGCUCUGAGGGAUUCAGGAGUCCCACUGCCUCUGAUGUUCGAGCAAAACAGUUUCAUUGACUGUUCAGAAAUGCCACCUCCUCUAAAUCCAUUGCCCUUACAUUUGCAACUGUGCUGGUGGGCUGGAAUGUUCAAGAUUCAGGUUGAGCUGAGGGAAAGAACACCCCACUGGUGGAAAGAGCAGAACCAGAUUCCAGUUCUUCGUCUACCUCAUACCUGUUGCCUGAUGUUGAAAAAGUCCCUUACUGUCUCUCUCCCUGUUGCUCCAUCUGCAUAUUGAGGACAAGAGUCCUGUUCUUUCUGCGAAGUCCGGCUCCCUCCCCACCUGCGGUGUUUUUCAUUCUCCUGGAGAGGAGCUGGCCGAGUCCUGGCUGCAGAUGCCUAAACCGGGGCUGCCCCUUUAGCAGAGGUCAGAUCGAAGUUCAACUAUACACGUUUCAGUUUCAGAGGAAACCAAGUGAGCCCCUGCGUUCUACCUGGAUUCCUUACUCCCAUAGCUAACGGAACCUCUCUCCUCUCUCUUCCCCAGUGCCACUGUCCGCUAGCCAUAACGGACGAUCUAGCAAUCCAAACGCCAAAAACAUCAAACAUAAGCCAUUGUGACAUAGGCGGGCUUUGUCAUAUUGUCUUGAAGGAUUCCACCUGAAUAAAGUUUCACGGUGAAGAAUUUA
Molecule: messenger RNA, 1690 nt
Organism: Ornithorhynchus anatinus (platypus)
Lineage: Eukaryota; Metazoa; Chordata; Mammalia; Monotremata; Ornithorhynchidae
Product: NANOG neighbor homeobox-like
Exons: 6
Coding region: 396-965 (189 amino acids)
Molecular function (GO): DNA binding
Source: RefSeq, a predicted model, not a curated record